GCAUAGGUCUCACAUCUUUUGUUAGCUCACCCUUGUAUUGAAUUUGUGACCCCCAUGAUGACUCAUAGUAUUUUAUUUUUUUAGGGAUGUCAUUAAAAAAGGAUAUAUCAUAUUCUCCACAUACAGUAUCUAUCCAUUAUUGCCCUUGAAUUAUUGCUAUUGCUUUUGCUGGUGCGUUGUUUCUUUUGUCUAUCAAUUAUUGCUACUUUAAUUAUUGCUAUAGUUAUUAUUUAUCAUAAAUAAAAUAAAAAAUACAAAAAGUAUGAUUGAUUUCUUGAAUAUCACUUUUGCUUCAAAAAAAUCAGAAGCCAAAUAAACUAUAUCAUAUCUCUUUAACUCUUAUAACGACACUCUCACAAAUUGUACUGUGUGAAUUUAAUCUUUCAAAAGCUUGUGUUCCUUAUCCACUUCUGAGAAAAAUGGCUGAAGGUCUUUUGUUCAACAUGAUUGACAAGCUGAUCGGGAAGCUGGGUUCAGUGGUUGUUGAAAGCUGGAACAUGAGAGAUGAUCUUCAAAAGCUGGUGGAAAAUAUGUCUGAGAUCAAGGCUGUGGUUUUGGAUGCAGAGGAGCAGCAGGGAGCCAACAACCAUCAAGUUCAACUCUGGUUGGAAAAGCUCAAGGAUGCUCUUGAUGAUGCCGAUGACUUGCUUGAUGACUUUAACACCGAAGACUUGAGGCGACAAGUGAUGACCAAUCACAAGAAGGCUAAAAAGGUUCGCAUCUUCUUCUCAUCAUCCAACCAGCUUCUCUUUUCUUACAAAAUGGUUCAGAAAAUUAAGGAACUUAGUAAGAGAAUUGAGGCCCUUAAUUUUGAUAAGAGAGUCUUUAAUUUUACAAAUCGCGCACCUGAGCAACGAGUUUUGAGAGAAAGAGAAACUCACUCCUUUAUUCGUGAGGAAGAAGUUAUUGGAAGAGAUGAGGAGAAGAAAAAGUUGAUAGAGUUGUUGUUUAACACCGGCAACAAUGUGAAAGAGAAUGUUUCAAUUAUUUCUAUAAUUGGAAUUGGAGGACUUGGAAAGACUGCACUUGCUCAACUUGUAUACAAUGACAAAGAAGUGCAACAACAUUUUGAGUUGAAAAAAUGGGUUUGUGUUUCUGAUGAUUUUGAUGUAAAAGGUAUUGCUGCAAAAAUCAUAGAAUCUAAAAAUAAUGUUGAGAUGGAUAAAAUGCAAUCGAAACUCCGCGAAAAAGUUGAUGGCCGAAGAUAUUUGCUUGUCUUGGAUGACAAUUGGAAUGAGGAUCGUGAUCUUUGGCUUCAAUUGAUGACAUUGUUGAAAGACGGCGCAGAAGGAAGUAAAAUAAUUAUCACCACAAGAAGUGAGAAGGUUGCCAAGGCAAGUGGUUCAUCUUCUAUCUUGUUUUUAAAGGGUCUCAGUGAAAAACAAUCUUGGACAUUAUUUAGUCAAUUAGCUUUUGAGAAUGACAGAGAACUAGAGAAUGAGGAAUUGGUGUCAAUUGGCAAGGAAAUUGUGAAAAAAUGUUCAGGGGUUCCUCUCGCCAUCAGAAGCAUUGGAAGCUUAAUGUAUUCCAUGCAGAAGGAGGAUUGGUCAACAUUCAAGAACAUAGAUCUUAUGAAAAUUGAUGAACAAGGUGAUAAUAAAAUUUUACAGCUUAUCAAACUAAGUUAUGAUCAUCUACCAUUUCAUUUGAAAAAGUGCUUUGCUUUUUGUUCAUUGUUCCCAAAAGACUAUUUAAUUCCUAAAACAACAUUGAUUCGAGUUUGGAUUGCACAAGGGUUUGUUCAGUCAUCAUCAGAUGAAAGUACAAGUUUAGAAGAUAUUGGUGAUAAGUACUUCAUGGAUUUAGUUCAUAAAUCUUUCUUUCAAAAUAUCACCAAACAUGUUUUCUAUGGCGAGAAUGAAAUGUUCCAAAUGCAUGAUAUUGUGCAUGAUCUGGCAACUUUUGUUUCAAGAGAUGACUAUCUUUUAGUUAAUAAAAAGGAGCAGAAUAUUGACGAACAAACCCGCCAUGUCUCUUUUGGCUUUAUAUUGGAUUCUUCCUGGCAAGUUCCAACUUCUCUUCUCAAUGCUCACAAAUUAAGGACAUUUCUAUUACCGCUACAGUGGAUUCGAAUAACUUAUCAUGAAGGUUCAAUAGAAUUAUCUGCUAGUAAUUCCAUCCUGGCAAGUUCUAGACGAUUUCGUGUGCUGAAUCUUAGCUUCAUGAAUUUAACGAAUAUUCCAUCUUGUAUUGGUAGAAUGAAACAGCUAAGGUAUCUUGAUCUUUCUUGUUGUUUUAUGGUUGAAGAGCUCCCAAGGUCUAUAACUGAAUUAGUUAACUUGGAGACUCUUUUACUCAAUAGGUGUUCUAAAUUGAAAGAGUUGCCCAAAGAUCUUUGGAAGUUGGUAAGCCUUAGACAUCUUGAGUUGGAUGAUUGUGAUAACUUAACUUCUAUGCCACGUGGAAUAGGAAAGAUGACUAAUCUUCAAACAUUGACACACUUUGUGUUAGAUACAACUUCUAAAGACAGUGCUAAAACUAGUGAACUAGGGGGAUUACAUAACUUGAGGGGACGACUCGUGAUAAAAGGCUUGGAACAUUUGAGGCAUUGUCCAACAGAAGCUAAACAUAUGAAUUUAAUAGGGAAGUCACAUCUUCAUCGAUUGACAUUGAAUUGGAAACAACACACUGUUGGUGAUGAGAAUGAGUUUGAAAAGGAUGAUAUAAUUCUACAUGACAUUCGACACUCCAAUAUCAAGGAUUUAGCAAUAAAUGGAUUUGGUGGUGUGACAUUGUCUAGUUUGGUCAAUUUAAAUUUGGUUGAAUUGAAAUUAUCCAAAUGCAAAAGAUUGCAAUAUUUCGAACUCUCACUGUUGCAUGUCAAACGCCUCUAUAUGAUUGAUUUGCCUUGCCUAGAGUGGAUAGUCAACGACAACAGUAUUGAUAGCUCGUCAACCUUUUCUACAUCACUCAAAAAGAUACAACUUGAUCGGAUACCUACUCUAAAAGGAUGGUGUAAGUGUAGCGAAGAAGAGAUCUCAAGGGGUUGUUGUCAUCAGUUUCAGAGUCUUGAAAGAUUAUCGAUUGAAUAUUGUCCUAACCUAGUUUCAAUUCCACAACACAAACAUGUCAGGAAUGUAAUUCUUUCAAAUGUCACAGAGAAGAUAUUACAACAAGCAGUCAAUCAUUCAAAAGUAGAGUAUCUUAAGAUAAAUGACAUACUGAAUUUGAAAUCUCUCAGUGGACUCUUUCAACAUCUAAGUAGACUGUGUGCAUUGCGUAUCCACAAUUGCAAGGAGUUUGAUCCGUGCAAUGAUGAAGAUGGUUGUUACAGCAUGAAAUGGAAAGAACUCACCAACCUCGAAAUGUUGGAGUUCUAUGAAAUCCCAAAAAUGAAAUAUUUGCCUGAGGGACUUCAGCACAUUACCACUUUACAAAUUCUGAGAAUAGUAAAUUGUAAGAAUCUUACAUCUAUACCUGAAUGGGCAACAUCACUGCAAGUGUUAGAUAUCAAAGAUUAUCCGAAUCUACCGCCUCCAAUGAUGAUCAAGACUUGAUCAAUGGUUUGACAAUAAGAUUGACACUUUUGCUGAUUGCAUGUCUCAUUUCAAGCGUGUUUCUAAGGAACCAGAAAGUGUCUUUACAUUUUACUUUGCAUAUAGUUUGUUAAAAUAGUUUGGGAUUUUUAAGCUGGUUAUUUGUGAUAUUGUAUUGUUCAACUCACUUUAUUUUGUGUUUCAGAUAUUUUACAUGUUUAAUUUACUUAAAGGAUUCAUAAA
Medicago truncatula (barrel medic) is the source of this 3719-nucleotide messenger RNA. RefSeq names its product disease resistance protein RGA2. Gene Ontology annotation, molecular function: ADP binding. The transcript has 2 exons. The coding region runs from base 420 to 3497 and encodes 1025 amino acids. Lineage: Eukaryota; Viridiplantae; Streptophyta; Magnoliopsida; Fabales; Fabaceae. The record is from RefSeq and is a predicted model, not a curated record.